AUGGCACGUGGCAAGAAUGAAGGUGAAAGGCCUGGUCAAGUGUUGAUGAAGAUGCUGAAAUCUGCUUUUAAAAGAUCUGAGGAUAAAAAACUGGAAGUACCGGAGGCAGCAGUGCCAAAUUUGGUACCAUUUGGGGAUGUGACUGGUUGCCUGGCUAUCCACAUAAAGAGCUGCAGAUAUUUUACACCUAAGAUGACUGUAAAACUAUAUUACAGUAGUUUGUUUGUUCGCAUCACUAUCAACAAUGUUGUGAAAUCUACAAAAAUGUGUAGCUUCCUAGAUGAAAACAGAGGAAUAACCAUCAUUAACUUUGAUGAAAUGAAAUGCUUUUCUGUACAGGUUCCUAGACGUCAAGAUGAUGCGCGGAAUAAUAUUUACUUGGAACUAAUGCAGUGUGACGCUAAAGAGAGUUAUCCUGCUUUGUUAGGGACUAUUCAGGUUCACCUUUAUGAAGUAAUUCAGAAAGGAUGCUUUACAGAAGAAUUUCAAAUUUUUAACAGAAACACAUUUAUCUGCAGGAUGGAAGUAGAAUUUAUGUUUUCCUAUGGAAACUUCGGUUUUGGAUUUUCACAUCAGUUAAAACCUCUUCAGAAAAUUAUUGAACCAUCCAUGUUUAUGAAUAUUGCACCACCUCCAGAAAGAACAGACCCUGUAUCGAAUGUUAUUGUACCACAGUCAGUGGCAUAUCCGGCAUUCUUAUCCCCAGACCUGAAUGUUACUGUUGGGAAGUCAGUUAGAGCCACCAGUAGAUCCAGCCAGCAGUCUGCUGUGAGACUUGUAAAACUUCAAGAUCCACCUCGAGAAAGAUUGGAAAAAAUGAAAAAAGAAUAUAGAAAAUUGAGUACUUGGGCAGAAAAAGUCAACUAUUUGGAAAGCGUUUUUACUCCAGAACUGCAACAGAAAGAACCUAAGGGGCUGACGUCGUUAAGGGUGUUCAGUUGUCGCUGUUGGUGGGCAAAAAAUACAGCCAAGAUGCUGCGGAAUCUGCUGGCUCUUCGUCAAAUUACCCAGAGGACCAUAAGUACUGCUUCACGCAGACAGUUUGAAAAUAAAGUUCAAGAAAAACAAAAGCUGUUUCAGGAGGAUAAUGGAAUUCCAGUGUAUCUAAAGGCUAUCUCUCUUAUCAAAGAUGAAGAUGAAAGUAUUCCAGAUCAGCCAGUGGAUUUUGAUAAAACUUUACCAACCUUGACGCUGACAACUUUGAAGCAAUCGACCCAAGAUGUCUUAGAUGGCAUUUCUCUUAAAAGUGUUGAACCAGAAAAUGAACCAUACCAACCAUCCCCAUAUUCUCACUUUUCCACUGUUAAAAUAGCAAAUGAAAACAAAGAACCAUAUGAAAUUUAUCCACCAACAGAAGAAUUGAAAGCUCGAUAUCCAAGCUCUAGUAAAACAGACUCUCCUCCACCCGAGAGCAAUGUUUAUGCCUAUAGUCUAUAUGAAGAUUUCACUUCACCAUUAGACUCUGAUCUGGGAAAUGCAAAUGAAAAAGAAAGAAAAGUGUCUUUUCCAUCAAAAAACUACUUAUCACGAUCUUCUAGACCAAAAAGUAUAGAUACGAAUAUACCAUAUAAGUUCCAGACAUUCAACAUAAAGGACAGUUUCGAAUCUUUUUUAAGGAAUGUAAACAACAAAAGCCCCGACAGUAAGAGGAAAAGACAAGAUAUGCUGGAAUGUCAGAGUACAUUAAGUGCAGAGGUUGUUGAACACGAAGAUCAAGAUCCUCCAUACCCAAUACAACCAAAGAGUGAAGAACCUACUGAUAAAAUCCAGACGCCUGAGCUUAAAGCCACAGCAGAGCCCUUAACCACUGAGUCGAAAGAAAACCUACCAAAUAAAUCUCUACUGAAUGUUCCACUCGAAUCACCAGUGACUACAAGUACAGAGGCACGCUCUCUCUCCAAGUUGUUAAAGCGUCCCUCCUUUAUAGAAAAUUUAAGACAAGCCAGGACGUUUCAACCAAUUUUAACUCAAACCCUGCAAGAAUUUUUAGAUAAAUUCUUUUCUAACCCAGAUGUGCUUAUGGACAUUGAACCAAGGAUGAAAAGCUGUCAGUCUCCAGUUCAGAGUGUUUCUGAUGAAGCAGCGAGUAGUUUGGAAGAGGAAGCACUGGAAAAACCCCAAGGCUUGAAAAGCUGGCGUUCAAAAAGAGAUGUGUUGUUGUCAGCGUCUGCUUUCAAUCAAGUAAUUAAAGACAGGCCUCCAGAUUCACUUUCUGAAGGAAGAUCAGGAACAUCUACACAGAUAGACAAGGAACAUACCUCUGCAAGAGACUUAGUGGCCAGUGUGCGUAGCUCUUACAUAAAGCAAAUAUUCACCGCAGCCAUCUUCUCAGAGUUGCUGAAAGGAAGCAGCACAGAGGAGGAUGUUCAGGGUCAGUUACUCACUGAAAGGGAGAGAAGUCUGUCCUCACAUAACAGGGUUCACUAUGAAAAAAAAGAUGACAAGAAAGCAGUAGUGUCACCAUCUGAACUUACUAUAAAACAGAUCAUGGAAGCAUUUCCGGUCGAAUCACUUUUAGAAUCUGGGUUGAUCAAAGUGACCGAAGUGGGUGCAGAAGAUGGAGAGCAUUCUUUGAAGGAUGCAGAGAAAGGCUCUCCUGAAGAAAAGCCACACUACCCCACAGAGGAGUUUUCCAAAGUAAAAAUCAGAAUCUAUCCUCCUUCAGAGCAUAGUCUCCCCACCACCCUGCAAGGAGCCACUGGUGUUCUUAAUACAGAUGGAUUUCUAGAGGAAAGCCAAAAUACUCUGCCACAAGACUCAAAAUAUUAUUCAGUGCCAAAUAGAAAAACAGAUUUUCCCAGUGAUGGUCAAAGUCUUCAUAAAGACGAAAGCAAUCUUUAUGCUACUUUGGAAAAUAUAACCGACUCAGUGGGUAAGCUCAAUGAAGCAGAUGUAAUAAUAUUAAAAUCCUUUUUAAAACACAUCUUUGAAGUUUUCUUUCAGUACCAUCAGCCUGAAAGAAGAAAAAAACCAGAAGGAGAAUUACAGAGAUUAAUUCAAUAUUCUUUUACAAAUGAUACAGAAGACCUGGAAGGGAUCAGAGAGGAUUUUGACAAAGCAGAGAAAUUAGGCACAAAGCCCAUUUUGAACCCAAAGCUGCGUUUAUUUCUUGAAGAACUCUCAGAGUCAGAAAUAAAAAAUUUAAAAUCUGAAUUAAGUAAACAUGUCCAGCAUUACCUUGUAGAGAGACUUUCAGAAUCAGGUUACAUCACCAAGGAGGACUUACCAAAAAUCUAUCAAACUCUGUAUUUCAUGAAUGAGAAAUCAGAACCAAGAGGGCAGAGCAUUUUUCAGGAGAAGUAUUCAGACACUGUGAAAGAAGUUAUGUCUUUUGUAAAUAAUUUUCAUAAUAAUUUCAUAGAUAAACAUUUAGAAAUAAAGUUAAGGUCUUUUUUAACAGAAAUCCUCAAAAACUAUUUCCUAGAAAAUCUUUCAGAAAGCAAGUUGUUUAGAGAGACAGAAACUGGGAGUAUAUCCUCAAACACAUCUUCUCUAAGAACUAAAAGUUUCCCAGUAUCUUUACAUGACUCUGGGCAAGAUAUUUCAAGAGGACAUUUUGAUAGAAGUCUUGAAAAUAACAUGGAAUACCCUUUGAAUAAAUAUCUGCAGGACUCUUUUUACAUUUCAUCAGACCCUUUCAGUAAAUAUCUGCAAGAUUAUUUUUUCAUUUCAUCAGAAAAUGAACUAUCACGUCUAAAAGAUGAAUUAAGCAAAUAUUUCCAAAGACUUUUCUUAGAAAAACUUUCAAAAUCUGGACUAAUCACGAAGAGACAAUUUGAGUUAAUCAAACAGUAUCUGGUAGAUCAUUCCAGUUCUAAGCCAUUUGAAUAUAUGACUGAUUUCUCUUUUAGGGAUGAAAAUAAGCUUCUAGAGGAGCAUUCAGAAAAGCAAAAUAAAGAUUCAAAUAUUGCUCAAAAAACUACUUCACAAACAGUCCCUAAAGAGAGACUUCUAGAAACAGAACUGACCAGACAUGAAGAAAAAGAAUCUUUUUCUUCACAAAAUACUAAAGAAGUUAGGGACCAGAAAAGAUACUUUUCCAAAGACGAAGCUAAAGCAUCCCAUUUAAGAAAUGUACAGUGUGCUUCCAACUUCCAGGCAAGUUCAUUUAAUAAGCCAUCAGAGAGGCUUACAAAUACUAUGUUUAAGAAUGAACAGAAAGAACAUGGUUUCAGACAGUUUGUUCCAGCAGAAAAUUCCAUUUUUAAAGCAGAGACUCAAGACAUAUGUUGUUGGGAUGCUAAAUCAAAACUAUUUAAGUCCAAUGCUUGCUUUGAAAGGACAUUGGAAAGGAAGCCAGCUGAAAAAAAGGAGCAUGUUAACAUCUAUAAAGUGACCAUUCAGAAAACACCUGAAGCAAGACCUUUAUCAUAUCCAAGAGUUCCAAACUGCAGAAUGCCAGAUAACGAUGAAGGUCACCCCGAGACACUCACUUAUCCCUCAUGGCAGAGUCACACUUGCUCUCAUUUCAACGCAGAGGAUGAGGUGACAUCAAAAUUAGACCAAUACUGUCGGAGAAUUAAAGGAAACAAUAACAACAACAGAAAACAACAUUCCACAGUACUUACAGAACAUCGGAAAGACAUGAAAAUUCCUUAUAACAAAAAUAUUGACAUUUUCAGUGAAAAUUAUGCCAACAUCCCUGAAUCACAAUAUUUAAAAUGCAAUGUUUUAGAAAUGGAGAAAAACUCAAACCCCUUCCUAUUCUUAGAAGUAUUAAAGAGAGAAAGUUUAAAGCCCAAGGUCCCCAAAGAAAAAGAUCAUGUCAGCAAACAAAAAAAGUCAUUUAGCAAGAUGUUACCAGUCACAUUGCCUUCAACAAAGAAAUCUAUCCCAAGGACGAUGCUUCGCUGGAAUGCAAGAACAACUAUACAUGAUUGUUUGGAUAAAUUUGAGGAUUUGCCUGUGGCCUCACCUAAGCAUUUUGAAAAAACAAAGUCAAAGUCAAAGCUUUUAGGGAUGAGCCCAGAUGACAACCACAAUCUGCCAAAACACUUUGCAAGACCCUCUACUGCUCCAGCGGUUAACAGACAUCAGAGAGCCCACAGUGCGAAAGGUACAAGUCCUCGCCUGACUUCAGCAGGCUUAAUGCAUACACGCAGUCCCAUCUCAAAUAAUGAAAUGCAGCCAAAAAAACGAAAUUAA
Molecule: messenger RNA, 5145 nt
Organism: Elephantulus edwardii (Cape elephant shrew)
Lineage: Eukaryota; Metazoa; Chordata; Mammalia; Macroscelidea; Macroscelididae
Exons: 18
Coding region: 1-5145 (1714 amino acids)
Biological process (GO): mitochondrial electron transport, cytochrome c to oxygen
Source: RefSeq, a predicted model, not a curated record